UCCCCAGCCCCGCCCUUCCCUCGCGCCCAAUUCGCACCGCACCGCCAUGGCGAAACCCUCCGCCGGCUUGCACACCCCGCGCCCCUCCGCGCUCCGCUCCUCCUCCUCCUUCCCCUCCACCCGCAGCUCCGUGGGGUCCACCUCCUCGUCGUCGGCGGCCGCCGCAUCGAAGCUCCCCGUCGCCGCCGCCGCCCCCCGUGACUUCGCCUCCAACGCCAAGGUGGUGGCCAAGUGCCUGGCCUACGACGACGACGACAUCGCCCUCGCCGCCGCCACGCUGUCUCCGGAUGCCGUGCCAGAGGGGAGGCUCGUCGCUCAGGAGGAGGACCUGGCGUCGCUCCUCGAGCUGCCGGAUCCCGACGUCUCCGGCGACACCUCCGUCAUCUCUGCUGCUCCUGAUGACGCGCUGAUAGCUUCCGCCGAUUCCUGUGUCACCGAGGUGCCAGCUCGCGCGGACUCCACCCACGACAGCGAGGCGCCUCUCCCGGAGGAGAUCAACGUCGUCCUGGCCGAGCUCCACGGCGCCAGCGGCCUCAGCCCGCGCUCCAAGCGCCUCCUGACCGCGCUCGCCGAGGCCGCCGCUUUCGAGCUCGCCCCCUCAGCCACCGCCCGCCGCCUUCGCUGCGCCGCCUUCUGGGGCAAGGUGCGCGUGGCGGUCCUCGCCGGGACGCUCGCCGCCGUGGUCGUCGUCGACGUGGCUCUCGGUGCCUACCUCUACGCGCGCCGCGUGAACGACCGGUACUACCACGUCCUGCCCCCCACCUGAUCCGACCGCCGCCGCGCUCUCUCCCGGCACGCUGCUGCUUCGUCACGUUUAGGUGCAGUAUAGACAUAGUAGCUGAUGUUCCUAUUUAAUUGUUAAUUUCUGUGGUUAUUAAUUCUGGUUACAUUGGUACAAGUUUCCCGUCACCGUCACAUUGCUGGUAUAGCUCAGAUAAGCAGAUCUGGAAACGAGUAGGUGAGUGAAUCCCGUGGUUCGUCAGUUUACUGUAUGGAACUGAUCACUUGCGUUGCAUUGAUCUGUAUACAGUAGCAUGCAUCCUGUGCUGUUCUGAUCCCCGCUCUGCACCAGCACCAA
Messenger RNA from Setaria italica (foxtail millet), 1078 nucleotides. RefSeq lists its product as uncharacterized. The transcript is spliced from 3 exons. NCBI's taxonomy places the organism in Eukaryota, Viridiplantae, Streptophyta, Magnoliopsida, Poales, Poaceae. The record is from RefSeq and is a predicted model, not a curated record. The coding region runs from base 47 to 766 and encodes 239 amino acids.